Vitis riparia (riverbank grape) is the source of this 1356-nucleotide messenger RNA. RefSeq lists its product as uncharacterized. The record is from RefSeq and is a predicted model, not a curated record. NCBI's taxonomy places the organism in Eukaryota, Viridiplantae, Streptophyta, Magnoliopsida, Vitales, Vitaceae. The coding region runs from base 1 to 1356 and encodes 451 amino acids. The transcript has a single exon.
AUGCGCUCGAGACUGGGCCCACAGGAUCCUGGGAGGCCAAGGCCGCCAGUAGCCACAACCUGGGGAGCGCACCCUGACCCUAUGGUCACCCCUAUGGUGCAGAACGUUCCCCCGCACCCUGACCCUAUGGUCACCCCUAUGGUGCAGAACGUUCCCCCGCACCCUGACCCUAUGGUCACCCCUAUGGUGCAGAACGUUCCCCCGCACCCUGACCCUAUGGUCACCCCCAUGGUACAGAACGUUCCCCCGUACCAAGCGGUACGGCAAGCUGGGAGAAACCUCCCAAACGAGCCCCUUGUUGGCUCCAUCAGCAAAAGGCUGGACGACAUGCUCUCCACGUCUUUCUGCUCUCAUAUUAUUCAUUACGAGCCCCCAAGGGGAUUCCUCGUACCUAAAUUUUCCACGUACGAUGGGUCCAGCGACCCCUUUGACCAUAUCAUGCAUUAUCGACAACUCAUGACUCUCGAUAUAGGAAACGACCUGCUACUAUGCAAAGUAUUCCCCGCUAGCCUACAAGGGCAGGCCCUCUCAUGGUUUCAUCGCCUACCUCCCAACUCUGUUGAUAAUUUUAGGGACCUGUCGGAAGCCUUCGUGGGAAAAUACUUAUGCUCCGCUCGGCAAAAACAGAACAUCAGCACUCUGCAAAACAUAAAAAUGCAGGAUAACGAAUCCUUGAGGGAGUUCGUGAAGCGGUUUGGUCAGGCCGUGCUACAGGUAGAGGCUUACAGCAUGGAUGUUGUCCUGCAGAUCUUCAAGCGAAGCAUCUGUCCAGGCACCCCAUUUUUCGAAUCAUUUGCUAAGAAGCCUCCUACGACAAUGGACGACUUGUUCCGGUGUGCGAGCAAAUACUCAAUGCUCGAAGAUGAUGUGCGAGCAGCCACCCAGCAAAUCUUGGUUGCCGGACAGGCAUCCAGAAGUGGUGCGGAAAGAAGUGUCAAACUUUCGGACCGACCAAGGCCAUCCGAUCGAAGGCAGGAAGGGCUAAGUCGCCCAGAGCUACCGCCCCUCACACCCAUUUCCAUAUCCUAUGAGAAGCUUCUCCCUAUAAUCCAAGACAUGUCCGACUUCAAGUGGCCUGGACCCCUCAGAACGGACCCAUCCAAAAGGGAUCAUAACAAAAAGUGUGCCUACCAUAAGGAGCAUGGUCACACAACGGAGACGUGCAAGAGCCUCCAUUAUUUGGUCGAAAGGCUUAUAAAGGCAGGACAUUUGAGGCAGUACCUCCGCUCAGAUGCCAGAGGUAGAGACGCUUCCCGAAAUCACAACUCUAGAGCCCCCACGGCUCCAGCCGCCCCCAAAGCCAUUAUAAAUUAUAUCAAUAGAGGCCCAUUGGAUGAGGAACACGACUCCAAAUGA